ACAACUCCCAUAGCACGCAGUGCCUGUCACCUCUGUAUUGUGCCUGUCGUUAAGUACAGAGAGGUCGUAGUCUCAAGCAGGUAGAUCAUUAAAUGGUUUUGGAGAGUUCGCGAGCGUAAUUCACACUUUUGGGGUCAUGAUGGAGAUUGAGGAUGGAAAACCAUUGUACGAGCGGAGAUUUGAUGCCGCUGUCAAAGUGAUACAAAGCUUGCCUCCAGACGGUUCCUUUCAGCCCUCCAAUGACAUGAUGCUCAAGUUUUACAGUUAUUACAAACAGUCAACACUAGGACCCUGCAACACACCCAGACCUGGUUUCUGGGACCCCAUGGGCAAAGUCAAAUGGGAUGCAUGGAAUGAUCUGGGAGAAAUGCCCAAGGAAGAGGCAAUGAUUGCUUAUGUUGAUGAAUUGAAGCUGAUCCUCGAGGGCAUGCCCUGUACGACUGAGGUAGAGCAGCUGCUGCUGGUGUUGGGCCCCUUCUAUGAGCAGGUGCAAGAGAAAAAACACAUAAAUCAGGUUUCCGACCUGUCUGCAGGUUUUGGGACCAUGAUUACAUCAGCACCUUCAAAAAGUGUCACAAGGAGCAUCAUUAGGACAAUGGAAAUUAAUGGCACUUUGGAGACACGGCCACCCAGGCCGGCAGGUGAGCCUCCAAAGCCCAAAGUCAUGGCAGUGAAGGAACAGGGGGAGGAAGAGGAGUUUGAGUUUGAUGAGGAAGAUGAAGUAGAAGAAAUUGCUGAGAUAAAGGAGGUGAAAAAAGCAACUGAAAAGUCGAAGAAAGAGGGCUCAUCCAGGAGACCUAAAGUCCCCCUGUCCGAAGGUAAUGUGAGGAACGGGAUGAGCCACUUUUCCAAUGGGACCCACACCUCCAAGGCUGCGCUGAACAGUGAGGACUCAGAGGAGGGCCUCUUGAACAGCACCCUGCCCCUGGAGCCCCAUGUCCAGGUCAACGGCCACCACGCAGAUCUGGAUGUAUCCUGGCCCCGUCAUGUGGCCAGUGACUCAGACAGCGAGGUCUACUGUGACUCUAUGGACCAGUUUGGCCUGGAAGAGGGCUCUGAGGCACACACUGACCGCUGUCUGGAGCUGGAUGAGGAAGAGCAGGGGGAGAGCCACAGCCCUCUGUCCGAUCAGGAGGGGCCCGCCGAGGCACCGUGUGGGACCCCUGAGGACUCCCAGGGGCCACCCAAGGGCAUCCAGUGUGGCGGGGAGGAUGGGGAGACGAGUGGAGGGGCCUCUCAGAGACAGAGACUGAAUACAGAUAGGGUCGAUAGGAGAGAACGAGGCUCCAGGUCUUCAGGGCACGGCGUGGAGGCCCAGGGGCCCUUGCAGGGUAGCGGAGGGGACGGGGAGCGAUGGGGUGGAGCGGGGGCAACAGGAGGCAGUCUAAAUGAGCAGAUCGUAGUGGCGCUGGCCAGACUGCAGGAGGACAUGCAGAGUGUCCUGGAGAGAUUGCACACACUCGAGGCCCUCACUGCAUCCCAGUCGUUGGCUCUACCAUACCCACCGUCACCCCUGGUAAAGAAGGGAAGUAAGAAACCAUCCUGGUGGCCUUUUGACGUGUCUCCUAGCGCUGUUGCCUUUGCUGUGGCAUGGCCGUUUGUGGUGCAGUGGCUUAUCCGUCUAUAUCUUCAACGCAAGAGAAGACGAAUCAACUGAAAAGUCUCCCGUCCCAAAGACACAGAGCGACGAUGAGAGCCCUCUCAACAGUCUCUGGUUGGGUAACGGCUGUAGCCUCCCUUCCGCUUUCCCACCCACACCU
Messenger RNA from Oncorhynchus nerka (sockeye salmon), 1760 nucleotides. Its product is annotated as acyl-CoA-binding domain-containing protein 5A-like. The coding region runs from base 137 to 1657 and encodes 506 amino acids. The transcript has 13 exons. Gene Ontology annotation, cellular component: peroxisome; cytoplasm. Gene Ontology annotation, molecular function: fatty-acyl-CoA binding. NCBI's taxonomy places the organism in Eukaryota, Metazoa, Chordata, Actinopteri, Salmoniformes, Salmonidae. Gene Ontology annotation, biological process: pexophagy; fatty acid metabolic process. The record is from RefSeq and is a predicted model, not a curated record.